This is a messenger RNA of Lolium perenne, 1780 nucleotides long. RefSeq names its product geraniol 8-hydroxylase. Gene Ontology annotation, molecular function: iron ion binding; monooxygenase activity; heme binding. The record is from RefSeq and is a predicted model, not a curated record. Lineage: Eukaryota; Viridiplantae; Streptophyta; Magnoliopsida; Poales; Poaceae.
AUUAUCGCCACACACACACACUACUGGUCGGUGUGUACCAGAUAGUACAAUGUCUUUGUAUCUUGCCUGGCUGCCAUGGCUAGUCGCCUCCCUCUUCGCCAUCUACCUGCUCGACCUCUUCGCCCACGCACGCCGCCGCCUCCCUCCAGGCCCCACUCCCCUGCCACUCAUCGGCAGCCUCCACCUCCUGGGCGACCAGCCGCACCGCUCCCUCGCCCGCCUCGCCGGGACCUAUGGCCCGCUCAUGUCCCUCCGCUUGGGUGCGGUCACCACGGUGGUCGCCUCCUCCCCGGACGCCGCCCGCGAGAUCCUGCAGAAGCAUGACGCCGUCUUCGCCACCCGCUUAGUAAACGACGCCGUGGGCGACCACACCAGGUACUCGGUCGCCGCGCUCCCCAUCGGACCGCGCUGGCGCUCGUUGCGGAAGACCAUGGCCACGGAGCUCUUUGCGCCGCACCGGCUCGACGCGCUCAAGGGCCUCCGGAGCGACAAGGUGCGGGAGCUCGCCGCCCACGUCGCCCGGCUUGCGAGCGACGGUGCCGAGAUUGACGUCGGCCGCGUGGCGUUCACGACGAUCCUGAACCUCCUAUCCGGCACCAUCUUCUCGAGGGACCUCACGAGCCUGGACGACCACGGCGGGUCCAAGGAGUUCCAGGUGCUGGUGGCCGAGAUCAUGGAGGCCGGGGGUUGUCCGAACGUGUCGGACUUCUUCCCGGCGCUCGCGCGUGCCGACCUGCAGGGGCUGCGCCGGCGGAUGGCGAGGAUGUUCGCGCGGCUGCACGUGGUGUUCGACGCGGAGGUGGACCGGCGGCAGCGGAGGCGUGAGGACGGCGAUCCCGGGAAGGAGAGCGAGGACUUCCUCGACGUGCUGCUCGACGUCGCGGCGCGUGACGGCGCCAAGGCCGGCCUCGACCGCGACACGCUGAGGUCGCUGUUCACGGAUUUGUUUGUUGCAGGCAGUGACACAAGCUCUAGCACGGUGGAAUGGGCGAUGGUGGAGCUUCUCCGGAACCCAUCAUCAAUGGCGAAAGCCCACGAGGAGCUCACACAAGUCAUCAACAUGAGGAGGAGCAUCGAAGAAUCUGAUAUUGACCAAUUGCCAUACCUUCAAGCCGUAGUCAAGGAGACAUUUCGGUUGCAUCCUCCGGUUCCAUUGUUGCUACCGCGGCAAGCCCAAGCAAAUGUAAGUAUAGCGGGUUUCAUGGUGCCCCAAGGCGCCCGUGUGCUGGUGAAUGUGUGGGCUAUGGGCCGAGACGAAGGCAUCUGGCUUGAACCAGACAAGUUCAUGCCGGAGAGGUUUCUCGGGACGACGGUAGACUACAAAGGUGGUGAUUUCGAGCUCCUCCCGUUCGGUGCAGGGCGGCGGGUGUGCCCUGGGAUGCCGUUAGCAAGCAGGAUGGUGCAUGUGGUCCUCGCAACAUUGUUGAAUCAGUUCGAGUGGAAGCUCCCGGUGGAGGUGGAAAGGACAGGGAUUGAUAUGACUGAGAAGUUCGGGGUGAGCCUCACAAAAGUUGUUCCUCUUUGUGCUAUAGCUAUACCAAUUUGAGCGAAAAAUUAAUAUAAUAAUGUGUCAUCCUCAUUUGUCUCUUAGAACAAGUUGUUCCUCUUUGUGCUAUAGCUAUACCAAUUUGAGCGAAAAAUUAAUAUAAUAAUGUGUCAUCCUCAUUUGUCUCUUAGAACUAUACCUCACUAUUACGUGUGAAGUGUGCUUCGUUACAAGAUGAGCAGACCUUGUGAGGUAGGAUCCUAGUAUAUAUUUAAGAUCAAAUUUUGGAUGUGC